Messenger RNA from Staurois parvus, 256 nucleotides. Lineage: Eukaryota; Metazoa; Chordata; Amphibia; Anura; Ranidae. The record is from the annotation of a GenBank genome assembly.
GCCCAUCAGUGCCACAUCAAUGCCACAUAUCAGUGCCUACCAGUGCACAUCAAUGCCACAUAUCAAUGCCCAUCUGAGCUGCCUUUCAGUGUCACCUAUCAGUGCUGACAAUCAGUGUCAGUCAGUGCCGCCUAUCAGUGCCAAUCAGUGCCGCCUAUCCGUGCGCAUCAGUGCCACCUAUCAGUGCCACCUAACAGUGCCAGUCAGUGCCGCCUAUCAGUGCCAGUCAGCACUGCUUAUCAGUGCCGCCUAUCAG